Molecule: messenger RNA, 3453 nt
Organism: Suricata suricatta (meerkat)
Lineage: Eukaryota; Metazoa; Chordata; Mammalia; Carnivora; Herpestidae
Gene: RBCK1
Product: RANBP2-type and C3HC4-type zinc finger containing 1
Exons: 13
Coding region: 278-1810 (510 amino acids)
Biological process (GO): positive regulation of canonical NF-kappaB signal transduction; proteasome-mediated ubiquitin-dependent protein catabolic process; protein linear polyubiquitination
Cellular component (GO): LUBAC complex
Molecular function (GO): ubiquitin binding; ubiquitin-protein transferase activity
Source: RefSeq, a predicted model, not a curated record
CACUUUCCCUUUCGCUGUAGCUGCUCCCCUCCCCUCCCGCCUGUCUGGGGCCGCCCCGCGGGAGGGAGUGUGGCUGCAAUCCCGGGCGCCCGGGGUGCUCCCAGCAGCGAGAAGUUGGGGAGGCCCUCCCCAGGGACUAACAGCGCCUGGCUGCGCCGCGUCACCCUCAUCCCCGCACCAGGCCUGUCCCGCUUCCUCUAUCGCCCACUGUGACCCAGGGAUAGCAUUUCUGCGGAGCUGCUGCCCCGGCCUGGGGGCAUGGGCGCAACCACGCCAGAUGGACGAGAAGACCAAGAAAGCCGAGGAGAUGGCUCUGAGACUCUCGCGAGCAGUGGCCGGCGGGGAUGAGGAGGUGGCAAUGCAGUGUGCUAUCUGGCUGGCAGAGCAACGGGUACCCCUGAGCGUGCAACUGAAGCCUGAGGUCUCCCCAACACAGGACAUCAGGCUGUGGGUGAGCGUGGAGGAUGCUCAGAUGCACACCGUCACCAUCUGGCUCACGGUGCGUCCUGACAUGACAGUGGCUUCCCUCAAGGACAUGGUAUUCCUGGACUACGGCUUCCCACCCGUCCUGCAGCAGUGGGUCAUUGGGCAGCGGCUGGCCCGGGACCAGGAGACCCUGCACUCCCACGGGGUGCGGCGGAAUGGGGACAGCGCCUACCUCUAUCUGCUGUCAGCCCGCAACACCUCACUUAACCCUCAGGAACUGCAGCGGGAGAGGCAGUUGCGGAUGCUGGAAGAUCUGGGCUUCAAGGACCUCACGCUGCAGCCCCGGGGCCCGCUGGAGCCAGCCCCCACGAAGCCCGGAGCCCCCCAGGAGCCGGGGCGGGGGCAGCCAGAAGCCACCCCCGAACCCCCGCCGGUCGGCUGGCAGUGCCCCGGCUGCACCUUCAUUAACAAACCCACGAGGCCCGGCUGCGAGAUGUGCUGCCGGGCGCGGCCUGAGGCCUACCAGGUUCCCGCCUCCUACCAGCCGGACGAGGAUGAGAGAGCGCGCCUGGCGGGCGAGGAGGAGGCGCUGCGCCAGUACCAGCAGCGGAAGCAGCAGCAGCAGGAGGGGAACUACCUGCAACACGUCCAGCUGGAUCAGAGGAGCCUGGUGCUGAAUACCGAGCCCACCGAGUGCCCCGUGUGCUACUUGGUGCUGGCGCCCGGCGAUGCCGUGGUGCUGCGUGAGUGUCUGCACGCCUUCUGCAGGGAGUGUCUGCAGGGCACCAUCCGCAACAGCCAGGAGGCGGAGGUCUCCUGCCCCUUCAUUGACAACACGUACUCGUGCUCGGGCAAGCUGCUGGAGAGGGAGAUCCGGGCGCUGCUGCCCCCCGAGGAUUACCAGCGGUUUCUGGACCUGGGCAUCUCCAUCGCGGAAAACCGCAGUGCCUUCAGCUACCACUGCAAGACCCCGGACUGCAAGGGCUGGUGCUUCUUUGAGGACGACGUCAAUGAGUUCACCUGCCCAGUUUGCUUCCACGUCAACUGCCUGCUCUGUAAGGCCAUCCACGAGCAGAUGAACUGCAAGGAGUACCAGGAUGACCUGGCCCUGCGGGCUCAGAACGAUGUGGCCGCCCGGCAGACGACAGAGAUGCUCAGGUCCAUGCUGCAGCAGGGCGAGGCCAUGCACUGCCCGCAGUGUCGCAUCGUGGUGCAGAAGAAGGACGGCUGUGACUGGAUCCGCUGCACCGUCUGUCACACCGAGAUCUGCUGGGUCACCAAGGGCCCGCGCUGGGGGCCUGGGGGUCCAGGAGACACCAGUGGGGGCUGCCGUUGCCGAGUGAAUGGGAUUCCUUGCCACCCCAGCUGCCAGAACUGCCACUAGCCAAGGACGGCCCGGUCCCCAUGCUGACCCAGCCCCACAUGCCCGUGCAGCUGUAGGACAGGGCUGGUGCUUUGGCUCACAUUUGCAGCCUGGGAGAUGCUGUUGUGCUUGGCUGCGAUGGAGGCCUUGUAGAGACUGAGGCCCCUGAGCUAGGAGGACGGCUUCCUUUGCAAGGCGUGUUGCAGGGGCCAUGCCUCACCUCACCGGUGGGGGUGGUCCCUGGCUGCAGCUGCCCCAGGGCCUUUGCCCUUCCUCGGGGGCUUGCUGGCCAGACCUCUCAGCUCUUCAGAACUCUGCCUGACCCUGGCCAGAGGUCUUGCCGGAUGGAAUCUGUGAGACCCAGGGGGAGUCCACACUCCUCACUUCACCACCCCAGUCUGCUGACUGCUGAGCACUCACGGCCCACCGCUGCCCCAAGAGCCUUUUGGGGCUGACUGUUCUCUGCCUUUGCUGUCAGAGGCCUGGGGCCUCUUAGAGAACUGCUGCUAAUCCUGUUCAGGGCCAGGAGAGAGACCUGGCGGUUUCUAAAGCAUGGCCCAUCAGGUUCAUCUUUCAUGCCCCAUUCUUUGCUGCUGUGUAAGCUAAUUAAAAUGGCUUUCCAGGAAGGGAGGAGUAUGAUGUCGUGAGAGGGAGUGAAAGGGACGUAGGCAGGACCCUUUGUGCAGGCAGAAUCCCCGACUAGCUGGGAAUUGCACCAGGAAAUUGAUAGGCUGGCCUCUGUCAAUGGUGGAGCGAAGGUGUGACGAGGCACCGGGGUCCUCACUCGGUCUAGGCACCUUCGUGCCCACCCUGAGGGACAGGAUGCUCUUGGACCCGCACGCAGCCGGACAGGCAGGGUGCGACUGCAGCCACACCCAGAGGGUCACGAGUACAAAUGGAGGGGCACAGGGCCGGCCCAGGUUCUGGCCUCCAGCACCUGACGGGCCAGCAGGUGAGGGGUCCAAAGACAGGCAGGCCUCAGGUGCUUCCUACUGCGGGAGACACCUCUACUUCCUGAGGGGGCAGCCCAUUUCCGGGGGCCCUCACCAUCCACAGCCCAGUGUCAACUCACCAGGGCAGACUUGCAACCAAACCCCACGGGCUAUGGACCCGAGCCACCUACCUGAGGAAGCAGCAGGCGGCCCCUCUGGACUUGUGGGACUUGUGGGCCAGUCUGUCGGUCCCAGAGCAGGGGAAUGGAAGGGGAAGCCCGCUGCCGCUGGAUCGGGCAGGAAGCAGAGGGCGGGGGCCUGGGGCUGGCAUCACAGCCGCUCGCUUAAAGGGCAGGAAGUUGGAGGCAAGCCCACUACCGCCUUGCUGCCUUAAAAAGGCUGCUGGGCAAAUUCCAGCUGUCUGGAAAUCUGGAGAAAAGACUAUAGUUGCUCGUUGGCUGCGGGAGCGGGCAGGGCAGGGCAGGAAGACAAUGCCAGGCUGAGCCUCACACCCCCAUCAUCUCGGCUGGAUUUGGCAAAAGCCUCUGGCCUGGUCUUUCCUGCAGGCAGCGCGUGCUCCCUGGACCAGUGAGGGGGUCCUAGUGCUGGGCUGGCGAAAGGCACUUAUUGAUCGAUAAAUGUUCACUGAAAUGUAAUUAAAACACUGCACAACCUCACGGUUUGCAUGGCAUUUCCACAAACAUCAUCUCAUUAAACUGCCCAUGUGGAUGA